GCGAAGAUGCAAUUAUUUUUGCCUUAUGUUUUAUUUAAAAUCACCUCCUUGUUUAAGAUUUUUAGGCAAUUGAAAUUCAAAGUUAGUUUUCAUACAUAACCAACUGUGUGAAGAUACAAUUCUUUUUUACUUUCAUGUUCUAUGUUAAUGCAAUGCACAUUAACUCUUUUUUAUUUAUUGAAGCUGCUGCUAUGGUGCAACUUGCUAAUCUAGACACUUGUAAACCAAUCAAGGCAAGUCUUUCUGGAAAUCCCAACAAAGUUUAUGCUAAUGAAGCUAUUUGAUUUUUAUUCAAGUUUCACAAUUUUAAUUUCUUUCUACAUAUUUCAAUUCUUUAUUUGAUAUCUUAAGUAGUAACAUUGUUCAUGUGUGUGUGACAUUUAGUAUUUCUGCAAAUAGCUUUAGCUCAGUUGUUCAUAACUUAAGUUGAUAAAAUGCUUGAGUCGUAAACAUAGCGAUGUGAAUGAAUGAGAGACGAGGAUUUCAACUGUUUGAUAAUUCUGUCCCCUCUUGACUUCCUUGCUGAUUGUUGGUUAGUUACAUAUAUUAUGCCUAGAGUCUCUAAACAAAUGUUUACACUAGCGGGCUGUUUCCAGAAGCAGGGUGGCUGUGGUAAGCACACGUGAGAUUCAAAAUGGAAAGAAACUGAUCCUUGUUAAGAAGAUGCGCGACGGAUCAUUCACCAUUAAUCGUAGCUUCCUGGGCUUGAAGGCAAAUAAUAAAAGUGAAGCUGUAGACCCUUCUACCAGCAAGCCAGAUGCCCUUUUCAAUGAGCAACCACCCCAGGAGGUGAAACCCGAAACCGAUGAAAAGACUAAAGUGUACUAUCAUGCAAUUGGAAAGCUAGAGUUUCUUCUUAUGAACUAUCAGCUAGGCCUUCGGUCUAUGCUCCAAUUUUUAAACAAGCAGGAGAAACUGAAAACUUACAAAAAUAUUGAAGUUCAUGAGACUGAAUUUGAAGAGCUAAAGUUUCGUGUUGAGAACUUUGGCGGAGCAACCACCAUCGAGCGGAUCUUGAAGGUCAGAAAUGAUGUAUAGUUCUUGAACCAUCAUGCCAUGGAUUGAUAUUAUUGUACUCCCUCCUCGAUAUGUGGAUUAAUCUUGUCAUAAAAAAUAAAUAUAUUUCUACUCUUUAAAAAAGAAGUAAUAUUUGUUACA
Molecule: messenger RNA, 1158 nt
Organism: Medicago truncatula (barrel medic)
Lineage: Eukaryota; Viridiplantae; Streptophyta; Magnoliopsida; Fabales; Fabaceae
Exons: 3
Coding region: 664-1038 (124 amino acids)
Source: RefSeq, a predicted model, not a curated record